UGAAGAAAAGUUAAAAAGGGAAGCUAAUCAUAGGAGAUGUGGAGAUUAGUAGAAUGCAAAUAGACGCGUUAGUCGAUAGUGAAUCGACGCAUAGUUACGUUAGUAAGAAGGGAUUGAAGAAGUUGCAUCUUGGCAUGAAGAUGCAAAAGUUGAGCGAGCCGGUCGUUAGUAAACUGGCAGACAAUUGCGAGAUGAGAGUCGAAGAGUAUGUCGAGGGGAUCAAGGCAUACUUCCGAUUGGAGGGGGAAAAGAAAGUCGAGAAAUUGUUGUACUCCCUGACCCUUCUAGUGGAGGAGAACUUACCCUUUGACAUCAUCCUAGCCGGGGAUUGGGGAAACACCGCAUAUGCAGACGUAAAGAUGGGGGAGCACGAGUGCUGGCUGCCCAGUCCCGAAGGGGGGAAGAAGAAAAUGCGGUUGUUCCACGAGUCUGGAAUAGAGUUUAGUCCGUCCCUCUGUUGCAUGUGUGCCCCUGCGCUCGCUAGGCACGUCGGCAAGGAGAAUGUAGUUGGCCUAUUCUUGGUUGCCUACGUCAAACCGACCACUGAAGAAGAGCAAAUGGAAGAGGUAAUAAUGCAUCAAGUAGAGAAUCUGUUGAAAGAGUUUGCGGAUUUGGGAGAGAGCACUGCAGGUGGAGUGGAAAGAGAGAUUAAGCACCAGAUCGAGAUCGAACCCGGUAGUAGAACUCCGAAGGGCCCGACAUUUUGGAUGAAGGAAAACGUAUGCGACCCUCCUUCGGUCCUACACGUGGCCCGGAAUGAAGCACGACUGUAUUACGUAUAUCCAAGGCUGCAAAGUCUGUCAGCAGAACAAGAGUUCAUGGACACGAAGGUUAAGAGCAGGAACGGUUCUAAUGCCAUAGUGCAUUGCCCGAGUGGUACAUAUGCUGCCAGUGACAGCAGCAAGCUCUCGCAUAAGAGGAAUGCAAAGGCAACACUAUGUUUGAAUGGUAGUGAUGGCAGUGGUUUUCUUUGUGGGGGCGAUGGGACCAUUAAUGGUCAUGUCGUAAGACAGAGGUUGAUACGCUAUGGACGAAAAGCUUGGCGUCAUCGUAACGGACUUGGGGCUGCAGUACAGUGUUUUAACCAGGAAAAGAUCCUGAUUGCAAAUCGAGGUGAAAUCGCUGUGCGUGUCAUCAGAACUGCACAUGAGCUGGGUAUUCCAUGUGUUGCUGUCCACUCUACAAUCGACAGUGAGAGUCUGCAUGUUCAGCUUGCUGACGAGGCUGUUUGCAUUGGAGAAGCGCCAAGCAGUGAAUCGUACUUGAACAUUCCAAACAUUGUUGCUGCUGCGAUAAGCCAUGGCUGCACAAUGGUUCAUCCUGGCUAUGGCUUUCUAUCGGAGAAUGCCACAUUUGUUGACAUAUGCAAUGACCAUGGCCUUAAUUUCAUCGGACCAAAGCCUGACAGCAUCCGUAUUAUGGGGGACAAGGCAACAGCAAGAGAAACAAUGAAAGUGGCAGGUGUGCCUAUUGUUCCUGGGAGUGAUGGACUUGUCAAGGAUACUGCUGAAGCUGUACGACUGGCCAAUGAGAUAGGGUUUCCUAUCAUGAUUAAGGCAACAGCAGGUGGUGGUGGCCGCGGUAUGCGGCUUGCAAUGGAGCCUGAAGCAUUUGUCAAACUCUUGCAGCAAGCUAAGAGUGAGGCAGGGGCAGCUUUUGGUAAUGAUGGUGUCUACCUGGAGAAGUACAUUCAGAGUCCUCGGCAUAUUGAGUUUCAGAUGGCCGCCCUAGUGAGAGAGAAUAAGGAAAGGAGAGAGCUCCUGAAGCAGGCGAAGUUAAAAGCGAUCGCAGAGGAGCAAGCGGCGAAAAGGAAAAAGUUGGAGGAGGAGAUGAUGAGGGUUGAGCAGGAGGAGGAAGAAAGAAGAAAGGCUGCUGAAGAGGAAGCAGCAGCAGCAGAAGAAGAGGAAGAACGCCUUGAAAGAAGACGUAGGGAAGAAAGAGGGGAGAGCAGUGGCACGACAGAGGAAGAUGCAAAAUUGGAGAAGAAGAUCAGUGAGUGGGUGGAAAAUUUGUCUUUGGGAGAAGAUGAGGAGGCGCAGCUGUAUGUGCCACAUGAGGAGAAGGAGGCGUUUGCCAGGGCUUUGGAAAUGAUAGAUGAGCCCCUGGAACGCCAAGAGACAGAAGAUGAGAAAAAGUUGGAGUGGAAGCUGCGCAUGAAAAGGGAGAAGAAGAGAAGGAGGGAGGAAGCUGCCCGAUUGGCCGCAAAAGUGGAGAAAGUACAAGGGUGUAGACAAGAGGUGCAGGCCCAAGCGGAAGUACCCGCGAAAUUAGACAAGAUCUUAGGGUACCUGGAGGUCUUGGAGAAGCUGAGGGAAGCUAACUUCAAGAUCAAUGCGAAGAAGUGCGAGUGGGCCAAGACGCAAGUUCGUUACUUGGGCCACGUGUUAGACGGAGAUGGCAUUAAGCCAGAGGACAGCAAGAUAGCGGCAAUUCGAGACUGGCCGACGCCCCGCACGUUGACAGAGUUGCGGUCGUUUCUAGGCCUAGCUAACUACUAUAGGAAGUUCGUGAGGAACUUCUCUACUAUCGCCGCUCCCUUGCGCAGGUCGCUCAAGAAAGAGGCAAUCUGGCAGUGGGAUAAAGAUUGUACGUCUGCGCUAAAGAAGUUAAAGCACGCGUUAAUAGAGUAUCCUGUCCUCAAAGUAGCAAAUCCGUCUUUGCCAUUUUUCGUCACCACGGACGCGAGUCAGUAUGGUAUUGGCGCCGUGUCACAGCAGGACGACGACAAUGGGUACAGACCCGUAGAGUUCAUGUCAGCGAGGAUGCCCUCAGAGAAGGUUGCUACCUCGACGUAUGAGAGGGAACUCUACGCUCUCAGACAGACUUUAGAGCAUUGGAAACAUUACCUGCUUGGGAGGCACUUCAAGGUGUACUCCGACCAUGAGACUCUUAGAUGGUUGAAGACACAGGCCAAGAUGACACCUAAGUUGACUAGGUGGGCCGCUGAGAUAGACCAGUAUGACUUCGAGCUCAAGCCAGUGAAGGGAAAAUACAAUGUAGUAGCGGAUGCUCUAAGUAGGAGGUCAGAUGUUACAUACUUCAAUGAGUAUGGCAGAACCAAAGAUCAACCAAUAUAGGAUGAGCAUUUAUGCAGCGGAAGUCUGAUAACGAACUGACUCACUUUACUGACUCACACCAAGUGACUUACAUGGCAUCAC
This is a messenger RNA of Chara braunii, 3158 nucleotides long. NCBI's taxonomy places the organism in Eukaryota, Viridiplantae, Streptophyta, Charophyceae, Charales, Characeae. The record is from the annotation of a GenBank genome assembly.